Molecule: messenger RNA, 2070 nt
Organism: Arvicola amphibius (Eurasian water vole)
Lineage: Eukaryota; Metazoa; Chordata; Mammalia; Rodentia; Cricetidae
Product: zinc finger protein 431-like
Exons: 4
Coding region: 106-1932 (608 amino acids)
Biological process (GO): regulation of cytokine production; regulation of immune system process; negative regulation of transcription by RNA polymerase II
Source: RefSeq, a predicted model, not a curated record
UGCAAGCUUCCACGGAUAAAGGUAGCUCUAGCGUGCCGUUUGCUGAGCUAUUUAUUAUCGGCUGCUGGGAGCCGUGAGGAGAGCGGGGCGAGCUCGGAAUCCGCUAUGGAUACAAUAACCUAUGAGGAUGUGCAUGUGAACUUCAAUCAUGAAGAGUGGGCUUUGCUGAAUCCUUCCCAGAAGAGUCUCUAUAAAGAUGUGAUGCUGGAAACCUACUGGAACCUCACUGCUGUAGGUUACAAAUGGGAAGACCAGAAUAUUGAAGAUCAUUGUCAAAGUUAUAGAAGAUAUGGAAGGUAUAUCAUCUGUCACUCUGGCUACAAGCCAAGUGACCCUAAGGGAUAUGGAAAGAAGAAAUAUACCUCACUUUCUCCCAGAAAAAUAAGAAGAUAUUUAGUAGUUCCCACAGUGGAAAAACAUAGUAAUCCUGAUACAAGUGUACAAGUAAUUGGAUUUCCAACUUCUUUGGGAAUGCAUCUACAUACGUACACUAGACAAAAUCCUUAUAAGUACAAGGAAUCUGGAAAUUCUUCUGUCUGUCCUGGUUCAUGUUGCAAAUGUAGUGUGAGUUGCACUACAGGAAAAUGUUAUGAAUGCAAUCCAUGUGGUAAAGCUAUCGGUUCUUCCAGGUCUCUUCAAAGACAUUUAAAAAUUCUUAUGGGAAAAGGAUGCUAUAAACAUGAGCCAUGUACUAAAGGCUUUAAUCAUCAUAGGCAUCUUCAGACACACAAAAGAACACAUAAUGAAGAGGCACCCUAUGAUUGUAAACAACAUGAUAAAACAUUUAGACUUGAGUCUACUUUACAUUUACACAAAAGAACUCAUUUGAAAAUAAAACCCUAUGAAUAUAAUCAAGAUGAGACACAUGUUGUAUGCCACAGUCAUCUUCAAGUACCCAGAAAUCAUACUAAAAAGAAACAGUAUGAAUGCCAUCAAUGUGGAAAAGCCUUUGCAAGUCCCAGUCUUCAAACACAUGAAAGAACACACACUGGAGAGAAACCUUAUGAAUGUAAUCAGUGUGGUAAAGCCUUGACAACUACUGGUGAUCUUCAAAGGCAUGAAAGAACUCAUACAGGAGAGAAACCCUAUGAAUGUAGUCAAUGUGGUAAAGCCUUUGCACAUAAAAGUCAUCUUCAUAGUCAUGAAAGAAGACAUAAUGGAGAGAAACCCUAUGAAUGUAAUCAAUGUGGUAAAGCCUUUGGAGAUCCCAGUAAUCUUAAGCAUCAUGAAAGAAGUCAUACUGAAGAGAAGCCCUAUGAAUGUAAUCAAUGCAGUAAAGCUUUUACAAAUAGUCGUGCUCUCCAAAGGCAUGAAAGAAGUCAUACUGGAGAGAAACCCUAUGUAUGUAAUCAAUGUGAUAAAGCCUUUGCAUCCCGCAGUAAUCUUCAACAGCAUGAAAGAAGUCAUACAGGAGAGAAACCCUAUGAAUGUAACCAAUGUGGAAAAGCCUUUGCAUAUCCUAGUAAUCUUCAACAGCAUAAAAGAAGUCAUACUGGCGAGAAACCCUAUGUAUGUAAUCAAUGUGGUAAAGCAUUUGCACAUAAAUAUCAUCUUCACAGUCAUGAAAGAAGUCAUACUGGUGAGAAACCCUAUGUAUGUAAUCGAUGUGAUAAAGCCUUUGCAUACCGCGGUAAUCUUCAACAACAUGAAAGAACUCAUACAGGAGAGAAACCCUAUGAAUGUAACCAAUGUGGAAAAGCCUUUGCAUAUCUUAGUAAUCUUCAACAACAUAAAAGAAGUCAUACUGGUGAGAAACCCUAUGUAUGUAAUCAGUGUGGUAAAGCAUUUGCACAUAAAUAUCAUCUUCACAGUCAUGAAAGAAGGCAUACUGGAGAGAAACCCUAUGAAUGUCAUCAAUGUGGUAAAGCUUUUGCACACUCCAGUAAUCGUAAAAACCAUGAAAAAAAGUCACACUGUAGAGAAAUGCUAUGAAUGUAAUCACUGUGAUAAAACCUUUGCAGACCUCAAAAGUCUUCAAAUGUAUAAAAUAAAUCAUACUGGAGAGAAACCCUAUAGGUGUUAUCCAUGUGGCAAAGCUUUUGCACAAAACAGUCAUCUUCAAAAUCAUGA